Hyalella azteca is the source of this 3573-nucleotide messenger RNA. RefSeq names its product rac GTPase-activating protein 1. The transcript has 11 exons. The record is from RefSeq and is a predicted model, not a curated record. Gene Ontology annotation, biological process: signal transduction. NCBI's taxonomy places the organism in Eukaryota, Metazoa, Arthropoda, Malacostraca, Amphipoda, Hyalellidae. Bases 83 to 1954 code for a protein of 623 amino acids.
GAUAUAAAUUACUCAUUAAAUGGGAUACUGAUCAAUCAUCACAAUUAUUUUUAACUUGACUGCCUCCACUGCACUCUGCAAAAUGGCAGCAGACAAACCUGUUAUUGGGCUAAAAGCCAGCAUGGAUGACUGCAUUCGGGCUCUGAUGGUCCUCAGCGAUGGUGCAGAGAAGCAGUUCCUGGAGUUUGUGGAGCAGCUGGAGGUUUGGCUCACAGAUAGAUCCCAGCACAAGGCAGAACUAACCAGACUUCAACAAGAAUAUAUGAAGUCCCAGGCUGAAGUCACCAGACUGGAGAAGCUGCUUAAGAAUGCUCAGCAUAUGUUUGGACUUGAAAGAGAGAAAAGAAUUGCUUCUCAGCGUCAGGUUCAACAGAUUCACCAAAUGAUGGAAAGCUUCAAGGCAACAAGCCGCAAGAGCGGCGCCGCUGGAUUUGCCGGCGAGGAGUCGCAUGAACAGUUGCUAUCACAGCUGUCGCUGACGCUGGAGCAAGGCAACACCUUGGGGGCCUUGUCUGCUCUUGACGGGCGUUAUAGCAAAGCUGGUCUUGAGUCUCCAGCCGGCGUGCUGUCUACCAUUGAUGAGAAUGGUGAUACUUUAGACGCCGUGUCCGACAUUGACUUGACUGAAGGGGACGACCUAGACACGUCAUCCCUCUGUCUCCGCUCGGGCCACAGCUUCAACACGGACGCUAACGCCGCACCGGCGACGGCCAGGAAGCGCCGUAGCAGCGGCCGCAAGCGCGCUGCCGCUCCCAGCACUGACGAUGACAACGGCAGAAAAAAACGCUCCAAGGAAACCUGUGACAAGGAAGAAGGGGCUGGGGGGUUGUACCCCGACCUGCCCCCCGUGUACCCCCCGUCGGCGCCCCCCCUGCAGUCCGAAGAGUGGACCCUGGCACGCACCCCGGCUGCUCUGAAGAGACAUGCCCCGCCCCCUCCUGCCAACCCUCAGGCCGUGACUCCCACCAACCAAUACUCGACGCCUCCUCAAGGCUCUCCUCUGCUGCGGUCGCAUCUCUCCGCCUCACGUGUCCAGCGACCUCACUGCUUCACUACCAAGAUGAUGUACAUGUCAGAGUACUGCCAGCCUUGUGGCAAGAGGAUCAAGUUCGGGAAGCAGGUGCUGAAGUGCCGCGACUGCCGCGCGGUGUGCCACCUCGACUGCCGCUCUGCUGUACCCCUGCCCUGUGUGCCUGCUGCGUCGACGCCAGGCUCCAAGCAGUGCUCGGGGAGCAUUGCUGACUACACGCCGGCCGUGGCGCCGAUGGUGCCUGCGCUGGUGGUGCAUUGCACUAUGGAGAUCGAGCGGAGGGGCUUCACUGAGCUGGGCCUCUACAGGGUCUCUGUGCUCGAGAGAGACGUCAAAAGCCUCAAGGAAAAGUUUCUGCGGGGUAAAGGCUUCCCGUGCCUGACAAACAUGGACGUGCACGUGAUGUGCAACGCCGUGAAGGACUUCCUUCGCUGCCUCAAGGAGCCGCUCAUCACGCACAGCCUGUGGCACCAGUUCGUGGCGGGCGCCAACAAGCGCGAGGAGGCAGACUGCGAGGCUGCGCUCUACCAGUGCAUCUCUGAGCUGCCUCAGCCCAACAGGGAUACGCUCGCUUGGAUGAUCCUGCACUUGCAGCGUGUGAGUGAAGCUAAGGAGUGCAUGAUGCCAGUCGGCAAUCUGGCGAAGGUGUUCGGGCCAACGCUGGUGGGCUACUCGGUGUCAGACCCUGAGCCUCAAAUGCUCCUCCAGCAGACCACAGACCAGCAGAAUGUGAUGAACAAGCUGCUGCAGAUCAGCAGCGAUUACUGGGAUACGUUCAUCAAUGUCAACGAUGAGAAUAUGUUCAGCAGCAACACGAAUAUCGUCGACUUUGGUCACCUCAUCACGCCUGACAACGGGCGUUCCAGCCGUAGGAAGAGCCUCCUCACUCGCACCCCUCUUACCAGAGGCAUAUCUGCUCAGUAAAACACUGUAUACAACCUUUGCUUAGUAACAAUCAGUGAAGUAUUCUUAACAGCAGCGCAGACUUAUAGUUCAACUGGAGAAAUUCAGCUAAUUGAACGUGUUAGAUUUAAGUUUUACUUUGGAGAUUAUCUGAAUUCGGUAGAAUAGUUCAGUUGAGUUGUAGGGUCAUUGCUGCCCUAUAUCAGUCAUGAACAGUUGUGGUUAUCGUGUGCCGUAUUUUCAACAAGUUACUAAUUUGCCGUUGAUAAUCUUUUUGUUAUUGUAAUUUUUGCACUGGUUAUUAAUAAAUAAAGAUGUGGAUGAAAUCUGCAUUAGAUAACGGGAUCUGGACAUCCAGCUUAUGGGAACGAUGUAGGACUGGCAUUCUAGUGUAAUUGACUAUCACAUUUUAAUUUCCUUGUUCUAGAUUAAGUUUGUUUUCUUAGCAGACAAAUUUUUAGAAGGCACUUUAAGACAUACCCUAGGCUGCACAUCUCUCCCUUCAGUUAUGGCUGUAGCUCUGACUCGGCUGUGCCCUAUUCGGUCGCGUAAUAAUCUGAGCUUAUUGCGGAAUUGAACAAACUUCAAGAUAAAGUUAAUGUGCGUUUGCAUAUUCUCAAGAAUACACAGUUUUUCCCGCGAUUAAUAAACCAAAAUAAUGAUUAUUUUAUUGCAAAUCUUUUGUUACGCUCAUGCACUUGCAAUAGAAGUUCUCACGCUAGGAAUAUAAUUUUAAUGCUGACCAAUAAAACGUGAAACGUGUAGCUACUCUUACUUUUUGUUAAGGUACUUAACAGAUUAAUGACUGAAGACUAUGUUGAGCCUGAGGCCAUUAUUCUUCUUUUUCCUCUCAUUUCGUGUUAUAUUGUGAGGUUUUAUUCAAAGCUACGCAUUCGUUCAGUUUUUUGUUUAGUAUUGUCAGCGAUAUACUCUUCGUGGCUUUUUAAGUAAAUGGAGAAAUGAGCCACUUGAGCUGCGAGGCAUUGAAAUAUAUUGCUAUUGAAUACAUUAUACAAACCUGCACAAUAAUGGAUGAUUUCUCUCCAUUUCUCUGAUUCUCUGGAUGACUGCUGCGUGCUGAUGACAGAGACCGCUGCGUGCUGAUGACAGAGACUGCUGCGUGCUGACGACAGAGACCGCUGCGUGCUGAUGACAGAGACUGCUGCGUGCUGAUGACAGAGACUGCUGCGUGCUGAUGACAGAGACUGCUGCAUGCUGAUGACGGAUUAACAAGACUGAUGAUAAAUGCGUCACAUUUAUGUGCUAAGAAAUUUUCAGCUAGACAUAGCACUGAUAAAAUACGUGCAAGUUUGUCUUUGCAUUUUUCGCCCACUCCCACGAAAUGAAUAAAAUUGUAUGUUCUAUCCCAAAAUAUGCUUGCAUCACCUUUCUGGAGUUGGACUUUAAUUCCGCUUCACCACUAUAACGAUUUAAAUUAUUAUGCGUGUUUUUAAGAUAAUAAUCAUGAAGGGCCAAUAAUAUUGCCAAUUAUAAGGCACAAAAAUGCACGUUUGGCUUUAUAGUUCUCGCCGCUUUUGGUUGAUUUUUUCGUCAUUAUUGAUUCAUAAAUUGUGACCGCGUUUCAACACUUCUACAUUUGUGAUUUUCUGGUAAUAAUUAAAUGGCCGUCGCUUCAGAUA